This is a messenger RNA of Strigops habroptila (Kakapo), 2722 nucleotides long. Its product is annotated as small integral membrane protein 10-like protein 2A. The record is from RefSeq and is a predicted model, not a curated record. Lineage: Eukaryota; Metazoa; Chordata; Aves; Psittaciformes; Psittacidae. Bases 79 to 285 code for a protein of 68 amino acids. The transcript is spliced from 2 exons.
GCCCCGCUGGCGACACCCAGCGCCGGGCGCGGGCAGGGGGCCCCGGGGCCCGGGCGGCGCGGCCGCGGGCGGGGGUAUAUGGCGGCGGUUCUGUCCGCCCUGGCUGCCAGGCUCUCACAGUCUGCCGCGGCCCGGUCCUACGGGGUGUUCUGCAAGGGGCUGACCAGGACCCUCCUCAUCUUCUUCGACCUGGCCUGGAAGCUCCGCAUCAACUUCCCCUACCUCUACAUCGUCGCCUCCAUGAUGCUCAACGUGCGGCUGCAGGUCCAUAUUGAGAUCCACUGACUUGUGACUUGGUGUGGUGCUUGCACCAUGUGCUGCAACUAGAGACAGUCACGCUCUUCUUCAAGUUCAGCCUGUCGUGAGACAGCAAAGCUGUGCUUGUCUUCUCUAGGACUAUGAAGAAAGAAGACUUACACCAGAAACGAGUUCGUGACAGUGGCCCAGAUCAUGACAAGGCAGCACUUCACCUGACACACGUGCAUUCCAUGUUGAACAGUUCUCAAAAUCCCAGUAGCAGUUUACAGGAGUUAUUUUAUUUUAACACCAGGAAUUGUUCUCUCUUCAACACUAUACCUCUGCUUUCUAUUGGCAAGGAAAUGCCUCCGAGUUGGAGUGAAUCAGCAGGGAGGAACUCGAGUACAACUGCUCCUUGGAAGGAUUCAUUUCAUCUGCAUUUUUCUUCUGGGAAAGACAGUCUCAAUAUUAACAAUAUUUCAGUACCAGGCUGGUUGGAGGAAGCCUGUAGUUUUGCUGGAGACUUUAGCUCAUGCUGUCCAGGAGACAACUUUGUAUGUUUUGCACACUUCUGGUUGGGAAAUUUGCAGUAUAAUAAAAACAAGCAGUUUCUGGAAUUAGAAAUGAGCAGUAGCAAAGAGAAUGAAUUGCAGCUCGCGUUUCUUAAAGAGUUUGGUCUUGGUGGAAUUCCUGAUCUCUGUUCUAUCCCGCUUGCCCCACUGAAUGAAUAUGCUAUGGGACUUCUAAACAAACAGAAACCAUGUUUUUUUCUUUGUUACUUAAACCUUGUAUCUUCAGAGCAAACACUUGGAUACAAGCAAAUGCUUCCAAAUAUACAAUAUGUGACUAAUAAUCUUCGCAUCAUACAGCUAGUAGUUUGUGUGCUAGCUUUUGCACUAGCAGAUCUCUGGUAUGCAGUAGAGAAGGUAAAAAAGUACUAGAUUUUAAUAGUAACUAUUUUUAACAUUAAUAGAAACUUAACUAAAUAACGGAGACAAGGUUACAGUGAGUUUUAGUGAGAAGUAGCUAAAGUAAAAAUUAUACUUGUGUAAUUGCUAGUAAAACUGGCUGUUGUAAAAAUAGGGACUUUUUUUUUUUUUUUUUGUAAGGAAUAUCUGCAUCUGAGUGGAAAGAACUUGUUAAUCUCCAAAGUCUUUGGGACUUCUGCAGGUCUGCCAUUAACACUAGACUAGAACCCAAUCUGAUUGUUUACCACAGAUCCUGUGAUUUCUUUAGGGUUUGUAUUAGCAGAAUAUUCUGGCUGCUAUUUACAACCAUUUCGACUGAAACUGUUUUUGGUAGAAUUGAAUUCCUUCUCUGAAUCCAGCACUAACUAAUGUACCAGUCCUUAAAACACUUUAAACUGGAAAGCUGUUGAGGCGGGUGUGGUGGGCUCCAGCACAGCAUAAUUCUCACCAGUGUUCCUUUUCAAGAAUGGUACUGCUCUAAUUUAAACUAUCUCAUGAGUUUUAUUGCGUGACAAUAGAUACUAUAAGCAACUUUUAAAAAGAAUGUUUUCUUUCCCUGAAAAAGUGAUCGUUAUCACUGAAGCACAGUAAUAAUUUCUAGGCCUGUUGACUUUGGCUUUAGGACAGACUUCUGACAACGGGGUUUGGCAAAGAAUGGAGAAAGAAUGUUGGAAUCAAUAGAGCUGCUUGUGAAUAAGAAUUGCAGGAAUAGGCUCCCAUUGGCAUGUAGUUGGAGAAACUCAUAGUGCAGUGGGUCAGAGUUUGAACUCGGUUUCCAAAAUUCUCAACAAGAGAGUUGGUGUAUGUGGGCUUACCUACAGAGGGAGGGUUUGAUACGGUGAGUAAGGAUGCAUUUUCAGCUCACCCUUCACUCUUGAGUUAAAAGUAAGGACUUAAUGCAGGGUAAAGUCAUGCCAGUGAUUCACACACCAAGUAUCCUUUUUGCUAGCUAGCUUACUUCCUUUUGGAAAGAGAGUAAGUGAUGUUGCAUUUAGUUUGAACUGAAUUCAUCUGGAAAGCCAGUAGAGUUUCUAAUGUGGUGUUUGCACACCCAGAGUCCUUGAUGAUGAAGAUGAGAUGCUGGUUAUGAGUGUUAUGGGAGGAAUGUUGGAAUUUUUUAACCUUAUUUGAGUCCUGAAAGUAAGAUAUGCUACUUCUUAUGUUAAAUGAUAUGUUGUGUUUUAAUUGUCACCAUCAGUUGGCUUUUCUUCUGGAUGUUAGAAGAGAUAAAAAGCCAUUUAUCUUAAUUUAAAAGUAACUUUUUCCCUGGUGUGUACUUUUAUUAACUAACUUCUAGACUUAACCUCAUCAUUACCUGUUGCAAAAUUACCAAAAACCUCAAAAUAAUAAUGGAUUACAUAUUGUAAGUAAUUAUUUUGACCGCAAGUUUCCUCUUAGUCAAGCCACUCAUGCUAUUCACUCCCACCUACACUGCUGCAAAUUAUCAUCCUUGCAGUGGUAUAAACAUGAGUGUUUGUGAAUCAAGAUUGCUGAAGCAAUAUGGAUCUGAAACCCCA